Messenger RNA from Melanotaenia boesemani (Boeseman's rainbowfish), 2099 nucleotides. It is a transcript of the gene hoxc1a, whose product is annotated as homeobox C1a. Gene Ontology annotation, cellular component: nucleus. The transcript has 2 exons. Gene Ontology annotation, biological process: regulation of transcription by RNA polymerase II. NCBI's taxonomy places the organism in Eukaryota, Metazoa, Chordata, Actinopteri, Atheriniformes, Melanotaeniidae. The record is from RefSeq and is a predicted model, not a curated record. Gene Ontology annotation, molecular function: RNA polymerase II cis-regulatory region sequence-specific DNA binding; DNA-binding transcription factor activity, RNA polymerase II-specific. Bases 28 to 840 code for a protein of 270 amino acids.
CAAUGAUUAUGCAGAGGAAAGGUGAUAAUGACUUCCUAUUAUGAGUUAACGGCCGGAGUGGAGAACAGCCCUCUGUUCACUGACUUCAGCCGAGCAAAAGAGGUCAUAAACCUGGACCUGGGCGGCAGGUCUCAUCUUGAACUCAGCAGUUGUUAUGAGGAGGGAAAACUGGAGGUGGAAGCUGCCUCUGAAUUAUAUUCUUCGUAUCUGACUGUGUGCAACCCUCCGGACAGCCCUCCUCCUCCACCGCACUGUGGGACUCUCGAGGGCUUCUUUACACCGGCCUCCCAGCACUCUUGUCGUGUCCCCUGGCGGUGCAGGGCGCAGGGCUCUCUGGGACGCGGAUAUUCAAACAAGAACGAGACUAGACACUGCAAUUUGGGGCCACUUGCAAAACAAAUUCACACAUCCUCUAAAAAUAGCUGCGAAUUUCACGUUGCCAUGGGAAGUUCGAACAGCUCGGACUGUAACGGAGCUGCUACGGAUGACAGGAGGAAAACUUUUGAGUGGAUGAGAGUGAAAAGAAGUCAGCAACGGGCGGCCAGAAUGCACAUGACCCAUGGGUUCAGUAUUGUCGACCCGGGCCUCGGUGUUCUAGAGGACGGAAACCGCAGCAUCUGCACGGACGACCAUCCAACGGUGAACGGGGUCCCGAGGACCAGCUACAGCACCAAGCAGCUGACUGAGUUGGAGAAGGAGUUCCACUUUAACAAAUACCUCACGCGAGCCAGGCGAGUGGAAGUUGCCAGCACCCUCCAGCUCAGCGAGACGCAGGUCAAAGUUUGGUUUCAGAACAGACGCAUGAAACAGAAGAAAUUACAGAGGGACGGGCUGCUCUGAGACUAGCGACCCGGGUCCCCUCCCGGCACUCAAACGCUGAACCCCUUGGACACCCAGCCUUCUGCCGGACCAGCCUUGCCUAAGCACCUGCCCCUGAACUCAUGAACUUCAUCGUGCGUUAGACGGCAAUGGCUCCAGUCGGCAGAUGUUUUGAUUCGCGUUUGCAUCGUUCUCAAUCAAGCUUUACCUUUAUUUGUUUACCACGAUGGAUGCUAUUCGCGAGAAGCGCAAUGGCAGGUUUCUCCAUGCAAGAACGGGUGACUGCGAUUUGUCAUGAUCCCGGCUACAGACUGGCUCUCUGAUUUGAAUAUUAAAAUUCAAGUCAAUCCAUUGCGCUCCUAUCUACACAAUGUAAACGAAGAUACAAACUUAUUCAAUUGACCAUGAAAACUGCUGAAGACCUUUUGUUUAUUUUAGACAAUUUAUUGAGGAACCGACUUUACUAGAAUAUAAUUAAUUCCUAAAGGACACGUGUUCAGGCUUUUUAUUUAAAAACAGAGAAUAUAUUAUUAUCUAUGUGGUAUACAUCUGAUGUUUAUUUUUUUUCAAAAUAGAACCCAUUUAGUACAUUGUGUUUUUAAGAUUUCGGUGAGUUAAGCAAAGCAUUGGAUCAAACCACACUUCUGCGGUCUCAGACAAUUAAAUAAUUAAUUUAUUCAGUUCAAAUUGUACAUCAAGCAAAUGCAACUGAUUUGUUAGAAAAGUAAAUUUAGCAAGUUUUAGAUGGUGAAUUUGUGACGCCUAUUUACCCGAUUUGGAUGUUUUAUUAGACCGUCUUCCUCACGUAGAGAUAAUAACGCCAUCGUUGACGGAUAGAUUUAUUGACUGCAUGUAUUACAGUAUUGAUUCUUGGUGAUUCAUUUAAGGCACAAAUCUGGGGGUAUUUGCAUGCAUCUGUAACUGCAAGUUAACAGAACGCAAAAACAUCACGACCGGGAAUUGUUGCGUCUUUUAUUACCCGUUUUUAUGCAUCAGAAAAUGAUAAUUUCGUUUGAACACUCAUGCGGGAGAAGAAACAAUAAAAGAAUGUCUGUGUUGUUUUGCAGAUCCACCCAUAAACUGUGUGGCCCCAGCAGAUGCAGCAGCUAAAUACUCCUCCCAGAUUCCCAUCUCAUCUCAUAUAAAGUAAAUGAUUGUAAACACGACCCUUAAACACUGCUGUGGCUCUUGGUAUCACAGUGCGUUUCUAUCAUGUUUAUGUCUGUUCUAAUAUCAAUCGAUGGACCAUUAUCCACAUUCAUUUUAUGUAAGGGAAUAUU